AUGGAGCAAUCAUCGUCAGCAGGGCCUGUACAAAUAGUAACUAUAACUGAAGAUCACAAGUUUGUACUAGAUGAAAAAAAAUUAAAAAAUAUAUUAUAUAAUAAACGAGCACUCGGAAAAAAAAUUGGACUUGUAUCAAUUGCAGGUGAUUUCCGUAAAGGAAAAUCGUUUAUGCUCGAUUUUUUUCUUCGUUAUUUACGAGCUAAGGAUAAUAAAGAAUGGCUCGGAAAAGAAAAUGAACCUUUAAAAGGUUUCGAUUGGCGUGGUGGAGCUACUCGCCAUACAACAGGAAUGCUUAUGUGGAGUGAACCAUUCCUUUUAUCAUUACCAAAUGGAGAAGAAAUUGCAGUUUUCCUUAUGGAUACACAAGGAACAUUUGAUUCUAAUUCAACUGUAUUUGAAAAUGCAUUUAUAUUUGCAUUAACAUUAAUGGUUAGUAGUGUAACUGUUUAUAAUAUAAUGCAUAAUUUACAAGAAGAUAAUUUACAACAUUUAUCAUUUUUUGCUGAGUAUGGUGUUUUAGCUAUUGAUGCAUAUCAUACAUCACCAUUUCAACAAUUAACAUUUCUUGUACGUGAUUGGCAAUUUGAAUAUGAAACACCGUAUGGUUUUAAUGGUGGAGAAGAGGUGUUAUCAGAUCGUUUGAAAAUUCGAGAAAAUCAACAUCGUGAUCUUGAAUUAGUUCGUUCACGUUUACGUCAAUGUUUUCGUAAAGUAAAUUGUUUUCUUAUGCCACAUCCUGGUCUUAAAGUAACAAAUCGAAAAGAAUUCGAUGGACGAUUAUCAGAUAUCGAAACAGAUUUUAAAACACAAUUACAAUCACUUAUACCAGAAACAUUUAAUAUUGAAAAUGAAAAUUUUAUUAAAGAAAUAAAUGGAGAACAAAUUACAUCUACGGAUUUAUUUGAAUACUUUAAAAGUUAUUGUGCUGUAUUUGCUUCGGGAAUUUUACCAUCACCAAAAGCUAUGCUUGAAGCAACAGCUGAAGCUAAUAAUUUAGCUGCUAAAUCAACAGCAAAAGAAUUUUAUAUUCGUGCAAUAGAGCAGCAUUGUGGUGGUGAUCGACCAUAUAUUCAUCCAAAUCAAUUAGAUACUCUUCAUCAAGAAGUUCGUCGACAAUCAAUUGAAAAAUUUCGUUGUGCACGUAAAAUGGGUGGUGAACAAAUGUCCCAAAGUUAUCUACAAGAAUUAGAAAAUGAAAUUGCCGAACUUUACUCGAAUUAUAAAAAACAUAAUGAUUCAAAAAAUGUCUUUGCAUUCAGUCGUACACCAACAACAUUUAUAUCAACAAUGGUUAUAUGUUAUUUAAUCGCUGGUUUAUUGGAUACAUUUUGGCUUGGAGGAAUUAAUUUUAUAUUUAUGUUUGCAUUUUGGGUUUGUUUUGCUUUAUUAUUUGUAUGGUUAUAUGCAAAAUAUUCAGGAGAAUAUGCAGAAGUGGGCGAAUAUAUCGAUCAUUUUGCUGAUGUUGUUUGGAAUAAUGCAUUUCAACCCGUGUAUUCAAAAUGUUUACAAUCUGCAAUGCGUUCUGUACUUGGACAUGCGAAAACUGAUUAA
Adineta steineri is the source of this 1554-nucleotide messenger RNA. NCBI's taxonomy places the organism in Eukaryota, Metazoa, Rotifera, Eurotatoria, Adinetida, Adinetidae. The record is from the annotation of a GenBank genome assembly.